AUACUCGUGGAGAAGUUUUAAGUUUGCAUUGAGCUCUAAUGGCAGCUUCAGCGACCAAGCUAUGGAGAAGUCUGCAACAAAGACGCACCUUCGUGAACGCGAGGGUCAAAUGGGUCUCUGACCCGUACCUCGACGAAGCUGUUCAGCGAGAGAAAAACCUCAAGCAACUUCUCUCUCUCAAGGAUCGAAUCGUAUCUUCCCCAUCGAAAUCGGUCCUUCUCUCUUCCCUCUCGCUCCUCAAGCCUCUCGUCAAUCUCCACAUAACCGCCGCCGCGUUUUUCCAGAAAUACCCUUCUGUCUUCACCAUAUUUCAGCCAUCCCCUUCUCUUCCUCUCCAUGUCCGCCUCACUCCGCAAGCCCUUCUCCUCCACAAAGAAGAAGAAGAGACGAUUCACCUAUCCCCGCCUCACCGUAACGCCACCGUUCAGCGUCUGACGAAAUUCUUGAUGCUAACAGGAGCAGGAAGCCUUCCUCUCAGUAUCGUGGAUCGUUUCAGGCUCGAUCUAGGUCUCCCUCACGAUUACAUUACUUCGCUGAUCGGGGAUUACCCGGAUUACUUUGAAGUAACGGAGGUGAAUGAUCGGUUUACGGGUGAAAAGUCGCUCGCUUUGGCGCUUUCUUCGCGGCGGAGCAAACUCGCCGUGUCGGAAAUGGAGAGAAGAGAAGCUACCAUCGAUGGGUCUCGCGUGAGAAAAGGGUUGCGCAUAAGGUAUUCGAUGAAUUUCCCCAAAGGGUACGAGCUGGAGAAAAAGGUGAAGACUUGGGUGGAGCAAUGGCAAAACCUUCCUUACAUCUCACCUUAUGAAAACGCAUUUCACUUGGGGCAGAGCAGUGAUCAGGCUGAGAAGUGGGCGGUCGCAGUACUCCAUGAGCUUCUAUGCCUCUUGGUGUCGAAGAAGACGGAGACAGACAAUGUGCUCUGCUUAGGGGAGUAUUUAGGGUUCGGAACAAGGUUCAAGAAGGCUUUGGUGCAUCAUCCAGGUAUAUUUUACAUGUCACACAAGAUUCGGACCCAGACUGUUGUCCUAAGGGAAGCUUAUCAUAAAGCUUUCUUGCUUGAGAAGCAUCCGUUGAUGGGGAUGAGACAUAGGUAUAUUUAUCUUAUGAGCAAAUCAGGGAGAGUAAAGAACCGAGAUUAUGUUCAUGGAACUAAGAGAAACAAACAAAGCUUGUGAUAAUAAUCCACGUUACAUAACAGCCGGUGCUCACAGAGACAGAGAAUGAAUGAGUUGCUUUAAUUGGUCAAGUUUUGUGUUUAGGAUCUGCAUCAGCUUCUUCCAAAGUCAGCUGGGAAACUAUAGUAAACUUGAAAGAUCUACUCGAGCGGUUUUGUUGUGAAAACCUGAAGGAUCCAUGUUGUGAAAACAUGGUGAUGGUUUUUAAAGUUCAGCAUCACGAAGCAGAGGAAGAGUUAAAACUUGAAACUCCACCCCGAGCAUAUUCUUCUGUACUAUCAUCUUCACUCAUCAAGUCUCCUUACUCAGUGAAGAGAGUUCCAGUAUUGUGAAAAUCGUAGGUCUAUCUUACACAAAGUCAACGUGGGGAUUUAUUCGACGACUUUCCAAUAUAUUUACUUUGUUUGUUCGAGGACAAUAAUUUAUUUUUAAAUAUUCCACCUUGUUGAGUGUAUUAUAAGGU
Messenger RNA from Eutrema salsugineum, 1638 nucleotides. Its product is annotated as protein WHAT'S THIS FACTOR 1. Bases 39 to 1175 code for a protein of 378 amino acids. The record is from RefSeq and is a predicted model, not a curated record. Gene Ontology annotation, molecular function: RNA binding. NCBI's taxonomy places the organism in Eukaryota, Viridiplantae, Streptophyta, Magnoliopsida, Brassicales, Brassicaceae. The transcript is spliced from 2 exons.